Messenger RNA from Hemibagrus wyckioides, 2715 nucleotides. It is a transcript of the gene lg20h5orf22, whose product is annotated as linkage group 20 C5orf22 homolog. The record is from RefSeq and is a predicted model, not a curated record. The transcript has 9 exons. Bases 94 to 1371 code for a protein of 425 amino acids. Lineage: Eukaryota; Metazoa; Chordata; Actinopteri; Siluriformes; Bagridae.
UGUACCACUAAUAGUGUUCUGCUUUUACCUAUUAGCACCUAGCUAGCAUACCAACUUCGAUAUAUCUGAGCAUUUAUUUUAUAAAUUAGCUAAAUGAAAACACCGCCGAUGAAACGCAGCUACUCUAAAAUUCCCGUGUGGAUUGUAGAAGAUCAUCAUGAGGUUGUGCAGCACAUCUACCGCGCCAUUGGCUCUCGGCACAUCCCCAUGAAGGAGGUGAAGAUGGUUCACUUGGACUCGCACCCUGACCUGCUCAUCCCUGUCAGCAUGUCCGCUCACACCGUGUUUGAUAAAGAGGCUCUGUUCAGUGAGCUGAGCAUCGAGAACUGGAUCAUGCCGAUGGUGUACGCCGGACACGUGUCCCACGUGGCCUGGCUCCAUCCCUACUGGGCUCAGCAGAUCCGAGAGGGCGAGCAUGAGAUGUGUGUGGGGAGAGACGCGUCCACAAACACCAUCAGAGUCACGAGCACGGACGACUACUUCCUGAGUGAUGCUCUUUACGUUCCCGCCGAGCAGCUCCGAGACGGGAAGCCCUUCCGCCUGAGCGUCAUCCGCGUGGAUCCGGUGCAGACGGCAAAGGAUGAAGACCAGCUGAACACUGCCAAGAAAUCCAAACCGGACCCUGAGCCGGUCUGCAGCGGGUCAUGUGCCGGCGUGUCUCGUGCAGCAGAUGGCAGCAGCGGUACAUCAGAGACGGCGAGCACGGAGAAAUCAAGCGCUUCAGCUGUAGGCAGCCUACUGAGUGUGCUUAAACCAGACGACCCCUACAUCCUCGAUAUCGACCUGGAUUUCUUCUCCUGUAAAAACCCCUUCAAGGAAAUGUACACACAGGAAGAGUACUCCAUCCUGCAGGAGCUGUACAGCUUCGAGAGGCCGCGCGAGGAUGCGGACGAGGAGACGUUGUGUGAGUGUGUGGAGAGACGAACGCGGCAGCUGGAGGAUCUGGAGGCCGUCUUUGCUGAGCUGCUGGAGGAUGACGGCGAACUUACUGUGGAGCGCUUAGCUGAUAAGCAUGGAAUGAAAUCUCUGGUUAAACUCAUCUGCAGCCUGAAGAGUCGGAACGAAUCCCCGGACUAUGAAAUGGUUCACCAGGCCGGUCUGACCUGUGAUUACUCGGAGCUUCCUCACCACGUCAGCAGUGAAGCAGAGAUCCAGCAGCUGAUGCUCGCAGUGCGCUUCGUCCUGCAGCCGCUGCCCAAACCCACCCUCAUCACCAUGUCCAGGUCGAGUUUAGAUGAUUAUUGUCCUCCUGGUCAGGUCGAGUCCAUCCAGAGCAGCGUGCUGAACCUUCUAGAAGCUCUGUUCGGCUCUGUAGAGCUCCAUAAGGAGUAUGAAGAAGCUUCCGGAGAAAACGCAUUGCAGUCCUCAUGAUGAUCAGCUUUAGUGCAGAUCUGUGAUUCAUUCAGGAUGAACCAGCAUGAGCAGUGUGUGUGUGUGUGUGUGUGUGUGUGAGAUAGAGAGAGUGGGGGAGCAUGUUGAGUGUUUUUAAAUUGAAGCUUUUGGAAUCUAUUUUUGUGUGCUGGAUUUGAAAUGUGGACACUGGUAAAAUCACACACACACACACACACACACACCUCAUCUACUACAAGAGUACUGAUUAAAACACACACACACACAGGAUUUGUCUCCAGGCAGUAACAUUCUCAGUGAUGUUCGUCUUUGUGUAAAUAUGUAAUAAAAUUUAAACACCUUCACAAUGCACAAAAUAAAAUAAAAACACAAAAUAAAAUAAAAACACAAAAUAAAAUAAAAACACAAAGCCAGUGCAGCACAAUACAGAAGAAAUGUAUUAUAUUAGUAGAAUAAAGUUCAUUAUUUAUUUUUAUGUAAUAUCUGUAUAAUAAAUUCUCCAUGUUUUCUGAAGUGAUGCUUCAGACUUCCUGGAUCUUAGACCUGUGUGUUACCAUUUCUAUGGUGAUGGAGACCACGCCUCCUUAAUUAUAACUGACAAACAGAGAGGCCACGCCCUCCUCGUUCUUCACUGCAAUUAAAAGCUACAGUGGCAAAAGUUCAUCCAGUGGAGAUUGAAAUGCAGAGACCACGCCCUCCUCUUAAAUUACUCUGACUAGUACAGAGGCCACGCCCUCCUUUUAAAUGGCUCCAAAUGACAAGUACAGGGGCCACGCCCUCCUCUUUCUUUACUCUAACAGACAAGUACAGAGGCCACGCCCUCCUCAUUUAUUACUCUAACUGACAAGUACAGAGGCUCAAAGUACACCAUAUAUCACUAUAUACUAAUCACAGAGGCCACGCCUUCCUCCUUCACUUUAAACUAAAUCAGAGAGGGCACACCCACCUCCUUCACUUUCAAUUGAAUCACAGAGGCCACACCCUUCUCUUCUUCACUUUAAACUGAAUCACAGGAUCCACACCUACCCUCUCUAUUGUAAACUGAAUCACAGAGGCCACACCUACUCUUUCUCUACUGUACACUGAAUCACAGAGGCCACACCCUCCUAAUUUCUCCUCCUCCUCUUUACUUUUUUUAAUGUAUGUUUCAAUGUGUAUCAAGCUUAAUUCAUCAGGUAAGUGUGCUUAUUUGGGAUGUGGUUAAGUCAGAGACUCUGUGUGGCUCCUCCCCACAUGUCAGAGUGUUGUAUAAAAAAAAACAAACAUCCACUGUGCGUUUGAUUGGAUCCUCAUGAGCCUAAAUGUUCUCCAUGUAACAAAACCUGAUUUGUUUUUGUUCCAUCAUAUCUUCCACCAUGUUGUAGU